Messenger RNA from Heteronotia binoei (common prickly gecko), 694 nucleotides. RefSeq names its product phosphopantothenoylcysteine decarboxylase (gene PPCDC). Lineage: Eukaryota; Metazoa; Chordata; Lepidosauria; Squamata; Gekkonidae. The record is from RefSeq and is a predicted model, not a curated record. The transcript has 5 exons. Gene Ontology annotation, biological process: coenzyme A biosynthetic process. Gene Ontology annotation, cellular component: phosphopantothenoylcysteine decarboxylase complex. Gene Ontology annotation, molecular function: phosphopantothenoylcysteine decarboxylase activity; FMN binding. The coding region runs from base 52 to 675 and encodes 207 amino acids.
GGCCCUGUUUUCUUUUUUCUUACUGACAGAAUGUGAUUGCUACCUAAAACGAUGAUGAAUCUCACGACGCAUUUGCAGCCUCAGUCCCCUGCUGUUGCCACGCAGAAGAACAUCCAUGUCCUCGUGGGAGUGACCGGAAGCGUGGCUGCCUUAAAACUACCACUUCUCAUAACGGAGCUUUUGAAGAUACCCAAAGUGGAAGUGCAGGUGGUGACUACAGAGAGGGCCAAACACUUCUACAACCCCCAGGAGCUCCCGGUGACCCUCUAUGGGGAUGCAGACGAAUGGCAGCUGUGGAAAGGGCGCACGGAUCCCAUCCUCCACAUCGACCUGAGGCGCUGGGCGGACCUCAUGCUGGUGGCGCCUCUGGACGCAAACACCCUGGCCAAGAUUGCCAACGGCAUCUGCGACAACUUGCUGACGUGCGUUGUUCGCGCCUGGGAUCUCAAGAAGCCGCUGCUCUUUUGCCCCGCCAUGAACACAGCCAUGUGGGAACACCCAAUCACGGCACGGCAAGUCGAGCAGCUCAAGAGCUUCGGCUACAUGGAGAUCCCUUGCAUCGUGAAGAAGUUGGUUUGCGGAGACGAAGGUCUCGGCGCCAUGGCCGAAGUCCCGACCAUUGUGGGGAAAGUGGAGAUGAUCUUAGUGGAGCAAGGCUUGCUUGCACGGAGCUGACCCUCCCGGAAUGGAUUGC